AAAUAAAAAUAAAAUCGCCCGGAAAUUAAAUGUUAUAUAAAUUUUGAUGUGUAUAAUUAAAGUAGUGUUACACUCCUAAAAUAAACCUCAAGCCAGUUAUGUUUUCUUUGACGUAACAAAUGUUAAAGUAUAAUCAGUGCAAAUCGCACAUUAUUCCAACCACAUGUGUUUUUUCUAAGCUCUGUCAAAAAAAGCAAAGACAUUUCUAAUGACGUUGCCCACUUCAAGCUGUUCUUCGUGUGACAGAUUUUCAAAAUUGUUUGAGGUAGUAUAAAAAAACAUAAUGUUUUUAACAAUCUGGUUCCAGUACUUUCAUUUUAUGGGUAUUUAUGCCAAGACUGUAUUUCCAGUAGCUGACAAAAGGGAACUUUGUCCUUGUGGUAGUAAUGGAAGUUUUAAACAGACACGAGUAGUUGGUGGACACAAUGCUGCACGAGGAUUAUUUCCUUAUGCUAGCUGUUUGGUGGAUGAUUUUCAAGCCAGAGAGGAAAAAGAAGGUUAUCACCAGUUUUGUGGAGCAACUCUGAUUACUGAUAUUCACGCAGUCACUGCCGCCCAUUGCUUAAAAAGUCGACAAGCUGAGGAGGUCCUGGUAGAUGUGGGAGAUUACGCUAUUCACAGUUCACCACAAGGGCAAUUACGCAAAAUUCGAUCUAUAAAGAGUCACCCAUCUUACACCCCUGGCAAAUUCUUUCAUGACAUUGCUGUGAUAGAAUUCGAAGAACCAGUACAGUGGGAUUCCGGAAUAAGAACUGUAUGGUUGCCAUCUCCAAAUUUGAAUUUGAAGCCAGGAACAAUAGUCAAUCUUUAUGGAUGGGGACGCUUAAAUUACAGUGGCAUCAGCGCUGACAGUCUACAGUCUGUUGAACUUCCAGUCGUGUCAAAUGAAAAAUGCCAAUCAAAAUUUAAAACUGAAAUUCAGUCUAAUAUGAUGUGUGCCGGAGGGGAAGGAGGAAGGGACGCAUGCACUGGAGACUCUGGAAGCGGUCUAGUUGUCCGCCUAAAUGAUGAAUAUGUGCUAUGUGGUCUUGUUUCAUUUGGACGUCGUUGUGCCUUACCAGAAGUGGCUGGAGUCUAUACACGUGUUUCCAGCUUUGUGAAAUGGAUAUACAAAAACACAUUAUCAGCUCAUUGCAAGCCUUGUAUUAUGGAAUGACUGAGAAAGGAGAAACAUUCAAUAAUAUACUUAUGUUGAAAUUUUAUAAAUACAGUGGGGGAAAU
Messenger RNA from Parasteatoda tepidariorum (common house spider), 1221 nucleotides. Its product is annotated as trypsin-3. Gene Ontology annotation, molecular function: serine-type endopeptidase activity. NCBI's taxonomy places the organism in Eukaryota, Metazoa, Arthropoda, Arachnida, Araneae, Theridiidae. Gene Ontology annotation, biological process: proteolysis. The record is from RefSeq and is a predicted model, not a curated record.